GCUGGACGAGUGACCCAACACCAGCACCUGAGCUGGAAUGUGGCUUCAGGAGCCAGGAGAACAGUGAGGAAACCAUGGAUGUGCCCCAGAAAAGCAGCCAUGGCACCAAGCAUGGCACAGUCAGGGAGAGGAUGAAGCUGGUGGCCAUCGAGGACACAGCAAUGCCAGUCCCAGACCCAGGGAGCAGCCUGGACUGGGACACAGCCCUGGGCCUGGGGCACAAACAUUUGGAGGGUGCUCACCCCACGGCAGUUGUGUUCCAAGGAGGGGCUGGAAUGCCAAGAGGGGACUCAAAGAAACUUCCCUCCAAGUGCAAGGAAAACAUGGAAAGAGUCACAGAAUCUCGUGGGGCUGAUCCCGGCACUAGGACCCGGCUGAGCCGCUGGAUUCUGCGCCCUCCCGGAUCUCCGCGGCACCGCAGCCCCCGCGGGUCCCUCCGCAAUCCCAGCUCGGGAGGGACCCGGGAUGGGAUCGAUGCUCCGCAGCCACAGCAACGCCCGGACACGCCAAGGACGCGGCGGGAGACACACCAAAGGAAUCCAAUCCCCGGGUUUAAUCCCGCAGCCCUGAGGGAGGCGACGGCUCCGGGAGCAGAGGGAGGAAGGAAUGAAGGAAUCGCUCCAAGGUCACCUGGGCAGGUGCUCAAACACCCGGAGCCUCCAGCAGCCCCGGGAAGGCGCCGUGGGACAGCCCCGGGCUCCGGGAAUUCCCGAUGGACACGAGCACACCCGGAAUUUUGGGUGACGGACACGGAAACCCGAAAAUGCUGCGUGGAACUGGGGCCUGCCAGGACCCCACGGCCCGGGAAUGGCGUGGGAAGGUCCAUCCCCACCCAACCAGUCCGGAUCCUGGAAUUCCUGCAGCCCCCGGAGCGAGGGAUGGCACCAGCAGAGCCCCCGGGACCCCUCAGAGCCCACACAGGUACGGCCUGGACCCCCUUAAUUAACCGGGGUUUGUUAACUUAAUUAAGGGAAUUAAUUAACAGCUAAUCCAUCCCAUUGUUUAUUCACACACUGUGCUAACAGGGGUGGGCCGUGCUCCGACAGAAUUCCCAGCAGGCAGAAUUCCCGGCUGGAAAGGGCUCUGCCUUCCCUGCAUCCAGGACUGGGGAUAUCCAGCCCUGCCAACCCUGCCAGCCCUAACGAGCUCCCCCCAAUUAGUAAUUAAUUAACAGAGAAUUGAUCCCAUUAAUUAAUUAUUCACGAACUGUACUAACCAGGGCUGACAGAAUUCCCAGCAGCAGGAAUUCCCUGCUGGAAGGUGCUGGGCCUCCCCUGGAUGCAGGACCCAGGAAUUCCUGGCCGUGCCAACCCCGCUCUGUCCCUGCCAGCCCUAAUGAGCUCCCCCAAUUAGCCCGGGUGCUAAUUACUGACUCAUUCCCACCUCGGCUCCACAUCAAACCUUCCCACUCCCACACUGCAAUCCCGAGGGACUGGGGGGGUUUCCUUCACCCCAAACUCCUCCAGACCCUCCUGAGCCCCCCCAGGAGCACCCCACAUUCCACAGGGAGCGGAGGGUCCUGGCACCGCUGGGAAAAGGGGAAUUGCAGUGGGAACAGCCCCGGGAUCUGCAGCCACAGGCAGUGCCCGGGGAAAGGGGGGCCCUGAGGGGGAACCUCGGGAACGAAGGGCCUCGGGGGGCCCAGG
Molecule: messenger RNA, 1646 nt
Organism: Corapipo altera (White-ruffed manakin)
Lineage: Eukaryota; Metazoa; Chordata; Aves; Passeriformes; Pipridae
Product: proline-rich proteoglycan 2-like
Exons: 4
Source: RefSeq, a predicted model, not a curated record